AUGCAAGGGAAGCUGCAUGCUGAUGAGCGUAGGCAUGCCAGGGAGUCCGAGAUAACGACCGGAGAUACAGUGAUGCUGAAGAACUACGAAUCCGGUAAACUCGAGCCGAAUUUCAAAAUGGAGAAGUUCAUGGUCCUCGCACGAUCCGGAAAUGAUACGCUUAUUGCCAACGAAGACGGAGUGAAGUACCGUCGACCAGAACAGCAACCCACCCACGUGUCCACGGAAGGAAAACAACUAAGAAACAUGGAGGAUGCAAUGGUCCUGACCGCACCUUCGCCAAAGGUAGACAAGCUGGGAAUGAUAAUCGAGUUUGGUACUAUGGUGCAGGCACUUUGCGAUCAUAUUAUCGCUGCACAUCUAUACGACCAUCUUGCGAACCCCACUUUGCUGAAAGAUUUGGUGGAGAAACUACCUGCCGAGUAUCGAAUGAGGUGGGCUGGACAUCGUAGACAGCAAAGGGAGGUAAAUUUGAAGACCUUCAGCGAUUUCAUGGAGGAGAUCGUCAGCGAUGCCUACAGCGUGUCGAACGUAGCCACUACUUUCGAACGAUACAGCAAACAGGAUCGCCCGAAGCCACGAGAUCGGAAUUUAAUUCACACUGAAGCGGGGAAGGUGGAUUGCUUGGUGUGUAAAAGAGAAGGACAUCGCGUAAAGGAUUGCAAAAUAUUCUCCGCCUUACCGGUCGACGACCGCUGGAAGAAGGUGCAAAGUUUGCAAUUGUGCCGAACCUGCUUGUCGAAUCACGGGCGAAGAGCAUGCCGCAGUACGAAACGCUGUGAGGUCGACGGAUGUCAAUAUCGGCACAAUCCACUCUUACAUGCUUCCGCUUCGAAGUACAAGAGACAAACCAGCGAGUCGCAUGUACAGUAUCACCUCAACGAAGCAUCCAUACCGUCUUUACUUUUCCGCAUACUUCCGAUCACAUUACACAAUGGUCUCAAAAGCGUGAAAACGUUUGCCUUUUUAGACAAAGGAUCAUCCGUAACCAUGAUCGAAAGCAGUUUGGCAAAGGAAUUGGGCGUUACCGGGUACAAAAAGCCACUCUGCUUGAAGUGGACCGGUGACGUGACCAGGGAAGAACUUGACUCACAGCGCAUCUCGAUCCUCAUCUCCGACUGCGGAAAUUCUAAACGGUACAGAAUGAACGACGUUCGCACAAUCCAAGCUUUGGAUCUUCCUAUGCAGAGUCUACCAAUCGACAAGCUGAUGAAUAUUUACCCCCACCUCGCUGGACUUCCUGUUCGAGGUUAUCACAACGCAGUUCCCAAAUUGCUCAUCGGUGUCGAUAAUCUGCGACUGGCGCUUCCGUUAAAAACUCGGGAAGGUGUUACGGGUGGCCCUACGGCCGUCAAGACACGCUAUCACAUCUGUGAGUGUGGGGGAGAAGAGGCCUUUGACGAAGCCUUGAAGAAGUACUUUUCUUUUGAGGAGGCCGGAAUUAAACCAACGGGUGCGGUAAUGUCUGAAGAGGACAAACGAUGUGCCCGAAUAUUAGAAACUACUACUAAACGAGUCAACGAGAGGAUUGAGUCGGGGCUGCUGUGGAAAUAUGAUAACUUUGAGUUCCCAGACAGUUACCCGAUGGCGGUCAAACGACUCCAGUGUCUCGAGAGCAAAAUGGCUAAGGAUCCGUCGCUCAAGCAAAACAUCUUGCGGCAGAUUGACGAGUAUCAGCAGAAGGGCUAUGCGCACCGAGCGACAGCGGAAGAAUUAGCAGAAACGGACCCUUGUCGCACAUGGUAUCUCCCCCUCGGAGCGGUGACCAACCCGAACAAGCCAGGGAAAGUUCGAUUAAUCUGGGACGCGUCCGCAAAAGUGGAUGGCAUAUCCUUAAACUCGGUUCUACUAAAAGGACCCGACAUGGUAACUCCACUGUGCUUCGUAGUCUUUCGGUUCCGACAAUAUACUGUAGCCGUAAGUGCAGACGUGAAAGAGAUGUUCCAUCAGGUCCGUACGAGAGGUGCGGAUCGUUCUGCACAAAGUUUCCUGUUCCGUGACGACCCUUCGGAAGAACCUCAAGUGUUCCGUAUGGACGUUGCUACAUUUGGUGCGACGUGUUCACCAGCCAUCGCACAGUACGUCAAGAACGCUAACGCAAGAUCUUUCGAGAAGGAGUUACCACGAGCUGUUGAGGGGAUAGUUUUCAAUCACUAUGUUGACGACUAUCUGGAUAGCUUCUCCACCGAGAAUAAGGCGAAACAAGUUGCGUCUGAAGUCCGAGAGAUCCACAAACGAGGAGGGUUCGAGAUUCGGAAUUGGUGUUCGAAUAGCCCAACGGUUCUUCAGCAUUUAGGGGAGAGUCAACAGCAUCCGGUGAAGCAAAUGUGUCUCGAUGAAAAGGAGCAAUCUGAACGCGUCCUGGGAAUGCGUUGGAUGACAAAGUCCGAUGAGUUAUGUUUUUCAGCUACGAUGCGUGGAGAUGUCGCAUCCAUUAUCGAGAACGGCCACAAGCCAACAAAGAGACAGAUUCUUCGGUGUGUGAUGUCUCUCUUCGACCCACUGGGAUUCCUCGCCCCAUAUUUGGUCUUCGGCAAGGUACUCAUUCAAAGCGCUUGGCGUUUAGGAAUCGGCUGGGAUGAGAAAGUAGACGAUCGGUUGUUCGAGCAAUGGCGCAAAUGGACUGAGAUGAUCGAUCACAUCAAUAGCGUUCGGAUUCCAAGAUGCUACUUUCGAAAGACAGGGGCCACAAAUUUAGCAAACGUUCAACUACAUACCUUCGUCGAUGCAGGCCAGGACGCUUGUGCCUGGGUGUCGUACCUUCGAGUUGUCAACGAAGAUGGAGAAGUGGAAGUAGCGCUAGUUUCCGCAAAAACGAAGGUUGUUCCGCUGAAACCAGUCACUAUUCCGAGAUUGGAGCUUCAGGCCUGCGUGAUGGGAACGCGUCUCGCAAAAUACAUUAUCGACGGCCAUUCCUACUCGAUCAAAAAGCGGGUAUUUUGGAGCGACUCAAGUGCAGCCCUCAGUUGGAUUGGUGCGGAUCCUCACAAGUACAGUCCCUAUAUAGCGUACCGAGUGUCCGAAAUAUUGGAAGUGACCGACCGCACCGAGUGGCGCUGGGAAGCAUCGAAAGAUAAUCCAGCUGACGAGGCUACGAAGUGGGGAGCUGGACCGUAUUUCAAUUCCAACAGCAUCUGGUAUAGCGGACCUGAAUUUCUAUACUUACCUGAGCGAGAUUGGAAGAGAGGUGAUCCGGAAAAAUCAGGAGAAGAAGAGCUACGAGCUUGUUACGUUCAUCGGGAGAUACAUGUUCCCGAAUGUAUUGUAGACAUCGAACGAUUCUCGAAGUGGACGCAUUUGCAACGCGUCAUGGCAUACGUUCACCGUUUCACCAACAACUGUCGCAAUGUUCGCCUUAACACCAAGGUUCUUACGAAGAAGGAGCUGAAAAUGGCCGAAAACUCAAUUUUCCGACUAGUUCAGUGGCAAUCCUUUCCUGACGAGAUUAUCACCCUGUCUACAAAUCGUUUCCUCCCGUCAGAGCAACAACGACCGUUAGAGAAAUCCAGCACUAUCUACCAGGUCACACCAAUGCUGGAUGAAUUUGGAGUUCUACGCGUGAACGGCAGAAUCGCGGCAGCGCAAUGUGCUUCAACUGAUGCCAAAUACCCCAUCAUCCUUCCGAGGAAACAUCGACUGGCAGCGCUUCUGGUGGAUCACUAUCAUCGUCAACUCAAGCAUGGCAACAAAGAGACCACAGUCAAUGAGAUUCGUCAACGUUUUCAUAUUCCGAAGCUUCGCUCUUUCGUGAAUUUCGUCACAGCUCGGUGCAAUCUUUGCAAGAUACGGAAAGCACGACCGAGCAUUCCACAGAUGGCCCCACUUCCGCAAGCCAGAUUAUCACCAUUCACCCGUCCAUUCAGCUACGUUGGACUGGACUAUUUUGGUCCCUUUCUUGUGAAAGUUGGGCGUAGUAAAGUGAAAAGGUGGAUUGCGCUCUUCACUUGUCUGACGAUACGAGCCGUCCACCUGGAAAUCGCGAGCAACUUGACAACUGAAUCCUGUGUAGCGUGCGUUCGUCGAUUCGUGUGCCGUAGAGGAUUUCCCGUUGAAAUCCACAGCGAUAACGGCACCAACUUUCAAGGUGCAGAGCGAUUACUACGUGAGCAAAUCAAUACCAAGCUUGCGACUACGUUCACCAGUUCAACAACAGCUUAG
Molecule: messenger RNA, 4158 nt
Organism: Ochlerotatus camptorhynchus
Lineage: Eukaryota; Metazoa; Arthropoda; Insecta; Diptera; Culicidae
Exons: 4
Coding region: 1-4158 (1385 amino acids)
Molecular function (GO): nucleic acid binding
Source: RefSeq, a predicted model, not a curated record